AACAUUUUCCAGAUUCAACCAACGAAAAAGCCCUUUCAACAUCUUUUUACAGAUUGCUUUCUGACAAGCUUUGAGAUAUUGAUCUUCUCUUCAUCAUACUAAGAUGGAUUCUUCUUUUCUCUCUAGUUUUUGUGUUGCUGCCAUAACUUUCUUCACGCUUUUGGGUACAAUAUAUUUCAUGUUUUAUAGAAAAGUCAAAUCCCAUCAAGAAAACAAAACAAUAGCUUCUUCUCCUUCUUCUUUAUCUCUUUCAUCUACUCCAUCUUCUUUGUCUCGAAAUCGGAAACACGAUGUCUUCCCCAGCUUCCACGGGGCAGAUGUUCGCAAAAACUUUCUUGCUCACAUCCUAAAAGAGUUCAAAGGAAAGGGAAUCGUUCCAUUCAUUGAUAAUGAUAUCGAGAGGAGCAAGUCUAUCGGUCCUGAGCUCAUAGAAGCUAUAAAAGGAUCGAAGAUCGCGAUCGUCUUGCUCUCGAGGAACUACGCUUCUUCGUCUUGGUGCUUAAACGAGUUGGUGGAGAUCAUGAAUUGUAGAGAAGAGUUGGGUCAAACAGUGAUGACCAUUUUCUAUGACGUUGAUCCAACAGACGUAAAGAAGCAGACAGGAGAUUUUGGGAAGGUCUUCAAGAAAACGUGUAAAGGUAAAACCAAAGAGGACAUUAAGAGAUGGCAAAACGUUUUGGAGGCUGUGGCAACAAUCGCUGGGGAGCAUUCCUGUAACUGGGAUAAUGAAGCAGCCAUGACUGAAAAAAUCGCCACUGAUGUUUCAAACAUGUUGAAUAGAUACUCACCGUCAAGAGAUUUUGACGGUUUCAUUGGGAUGGGGGCUCAUAUGAACGAAAUGGAAUCGUUGUUAUGCCUAGACUCUGAUGAAGUAAGGAUGAUUGGGAUUUGGGGUCCGUCUGGGAUAGGGAAGACUACCAUUGCCAGAGUCUUAUAUAGUCAAUUUUCUGAAAAUUUUGAAUUGAGUAUCUUCAUGGAGAAUAUCAAGGAAUUGAUGUAUACAAGACCAGUGUGUUCUGAUGAGUAUAGUGCAAAGAUUCAGUUACAGCAACAGUUUUUGUCCCAAAUAAUCAACCACAAGGAUAUGGAGCUUCCUCAUUUAGGAGUUGCACAAGAUAGGUUGAACGACAAGAGGGUGCUUAUUGUUCUUGAUAGCAUUGAUCAAUCAAUACAACUAGAUGCUAUCGCAAAAGAAACUCGGUGGUUCGGUCAUGGAAGUCGGAUUAUCAUCACAACACAAGACCAACGGCUUUUGAAGGCACAUGGCAUCAACCAUAUUUACAAGGUGGAGUUUCCAUCAGCAUAUGAAGCUUAUCAGAUCUUUUGUAUGUAUGCUUUUGGCCAAAACUUCCCUAAAGAUGGUUUUGAGGAGCUUGCGUGGCAAGUUACAAAACUUUUAGGUAAUCUACCUUUGGGACUAAGAGUUAUGGGAUCCCACUUCCGAGGAAUGUCUAGGCAUGAGUGGGUAAAUGCAUUACCAAGGUUAAAGAUUCGCCUUGAUGCUAGUAUUCAAAGCAUUUUAAAGUUCAGUUACGAUGCCUUAUGUGAUGAAGAUAAAGAUUUAUUCCUUCAUAUAGCCUGCCUUUUCAACAAUGACGGAAUGGUGAAAGAUUAUCUUGCUUUAAGUUUCUUAGAUGUGAGGCAAGGGCUUCACCUCUUAGCUGAGAAAUCUCUCAUAGCAUUAGAGAUUUUUUCUGCUGACUAUACACAUAUAAAGAUGCACAAUCUAUUAGUGCAAUUAGGUAGAGACAUUGUCCGUCAUAAGCCUGGGCACCAAUCCAUUUGUGCGCCUGGGAAGCGUCAAUUUUUGGUUGAUGCUAGAGAUAUUUGUGAAGUACUCACUGAUAACACGGGUAGUAGAAAUGUUAUAGGUAUACUUUUCGAGGUAUAUACCCUAUCAGGCGAAUUAAAUAUCAGUGAGAGAGCUUUUGAAGGAAUGUCUAACCUCAAGUUCUUAAGAUUCCAUGGCCCAUAUGACGGCCAAAGCGAUAAAUUGUACUUACCGCAAGGGUUGAAUAAUCUACCUCGGAAACUUAGAAUACUAGAAUGGAGCCAUUUUCCAAUGAAAUGUUUGCCUUCCAAUUUUUGUACGAAGUAUCUAGUCCAGCUAUGUAUGGGGUACAGCAAACUUCAGAACUUGUGGCAAGGAAAUCAGGUGCUUGGUAAUCUCAAGAGGAUGGAUUUGUGGGAGUCUAAACACCUAAAAGAGUUACCUGAUCUCUCAACUGCCACUAACCUUGAGAAAUUGACUCUGUUUGGAUGCUCAAGUUUGGCGGAGCUCCCCUCCUCUCUUGGAAACCUUCAGAAAUUGCGAAUGUUGAAUUUACGAGGAUGCUCAAAGCUAGAGGCUCUUCCUACUAAUAUCAACUUGGAAUCUCUCGAUGACCUUGAUCUCGCUGAUUGCUUACUGAUCAAAAGUUUUCCUGAGAUCUCUACAAACAUUAAGGAUCUCAUGCUCACGUACACUGCAAUAAAAGAAGUGCCUUCGACGAUCAAGUCAUGGUCUCAUCUUCGUAACUUGGAAAUGUCAUACAAUGACAAUCUCAAGGAAUUCCCACAUGCUCUCGAUAUCAUCACAAAGCUUUACUUUAACGAUACAGAAAUACAAGAAAUUCCUCUGUGGGUUAAGAAAAUCUCUCGUCUUCAGACACUUGUACUAGAGGGAUGCAAGAGGCUGGUAACAAUCCCACAACUUUCAGAUUCCUUAUCAAAUGUAACAGCCAUAAAUUGCCAGUCACUGGAGAGACUUGAUUUCUCCUUUCACAAUCAUCCAAAAAUACUUCUCUGGUUUAUUAAUUGCUUCAAGCUGAAUAAUGAGGCGAGAGAAUUCAUCCAGACUAGUUGUACCUUCGCAUUCUUACCCGGUAGAGAAGUUCCCGCAAACUUCACUUACCGAGCUAAUGGGAGUUCCAUAAUGGUAAAUUUGAAUCAAAGGCGCCCUCUUUCUACGACCUUGAGAUUUAAGGCUUGCGUCUUGUUGGAUAAAAAAGUUGACAAUGACAAGGAGGAGGCCGCCGCUAGGGUAACAGUUGUGUUUCUGAGCAUCAGGGAGAAAGGUAAAAUUGGCGUCACUGUUUCAUGGAGACCUGGAUAUCCCUUUCACGUGCCUCCCAUUUUAAGAGAGCAUUUGCUCAUCUUUGAGUUUGAAGCUGAUGUGACGUGCAACGAGCUUUUAUUUUCGUACGACAUCAUCGGAGAAUGUGGAGCGGUGAUAAAAGAAUGUGGAGUACUCCAACUCUAAGUUCAUUAAUGUGAUGGAAAAACAACACAAACCACCAUGUCCUAAGACUUCAGAACUUCAGAGGAGAACAAAACACUGAUUAACUGAUCUCCAGCAAAACAAAAAAAUCCUCCAUGCCGAAGCAGCCAAUGCAGGUGACAACUUUUUAUCUCAUCUUCGUUGCCGCCAAUUUCUUCUAGUUAACAACCGGUUUAAUAUCUCCGAUAUGAUUCAUCUCUGAUUUAGGUAAAACAAUCUCAUCUUUCUCAGUUUCUUGUGAUCUGAACUACAGUUUUUGAAUUUGGUCUCUCUUUGAUUUCUGUAGAGAUGAUUUUGUCGACAUUGAAGAAAUCUUCGACGAACCACGAGCUCUCACCAGGAGUCCACCAGACCGCCUCCGGGAAUGGAGAAAUCCAAAUCGAAGCUGAAAAUAUGGCUU
This is a messenger RNA of Arabidopsis lyrata subsp. lyrata, 3659 nucleotides long. Its product is annotated as disease resistance protein TAO1. Gene Ontology annotation, molecular function: ADP binding. NCBI's taxonomy places the organism in Eukaryota, Viridiplantae, Streptophyta, Magnoliopsida, Brassicales, Brassicaceae. The transcript is spliced from 4 exons. Gene Ontology annotation, biological process: defense response; signal transduction. The record is from RefSeq and is a predicted model, not a curated record. The coding region runs from base 104 to 3241 and encodes 1045 amino acids.